AUAAGUGUAAAGGAAUUGCGUAAAUAAAAAAAAACCGCGCGUGACAUUUUGAGUUAAUGUUUUUGUUUUUUUGUGAGUGACUUAAAUAGAAGUGACGGAUUUAUAUUGUAAGUUUGUAUUAUUUUUAUUUAAAAAAUGGUCAGGCGGCAUCUGAGGGUUACUAUACACAGAAAAGAUGAAUGUUUUCAAACUAAAGGACUGGAACAAAUGGAGUGAUGUAAUGUGAAGUGUUGAGCAGACAGGGGGUCGUUUUUUAGUGUUUUAUCCUGUAAUAAUCCGGGUAUUUCAGGUUGCUGGGCUUCAGUUGUGUUUGUCAUGAUGGUACAUUGUUUGUGCGGGAAUCAGUGACAGUUGGACUUCAGUUUGAGGAGGUUGGUGUAUCAUAAUGGUGGUGGAGGUGGAGAGUUUUUAUGGCGUCUACAUGCUGUACUGCACCAACCCCAAAUUUAAAGGGCGUAUUUACAUCGGCUUUACCGUGAACCCCGAGCGGAGGAUCGGGCAACACAACGCCGGAAGACACAAAGGAGGAGCCAAGAAAACCAGCGGAAGAGGACCGUGGGAGAUGGUACUUAUCAUCCAUGGCUUUCCAUCUGAUAUUGCUGCUCUAAGGUUUGAGUGGGCGUGGCAGCACCCGCACAUCUCUCGCCGGCUCUCCCACGUGACCCGGCGAACACGGAAAGAGUCCAGCCUGCAGUUUCACUGGCGCGUGCUCUCCAACAUGCUGCGGGUGGCGCCGUGGAAUCGUCUACCCCUCACUGUGCGUUGGCUGAGGCAAGAAUACCACCUGGAGUUUGAGCCACAGCUGCAGCCGCCUCUGCACAUCCCUUUGACAUUCGGCUGUGUGCGGGCUAAGAAGAAACAACAGCAGGAUGAUAAGGAGCAAGUGGAGAGCCGGCUGGACCGGUGUCUACUGUGUAGAGCGAUUGUAGAGACUUCAGAUCGACUGUCCUGCUUCCAUCCUUCCUGUAAGAUGGCCUGUCAUCUGACUUGUUUGGCGCAACACUUCUUAAAGUCAGACCCAAGUCACCUACUUCCUGUAGAGGGCAAGUGUCCCGGCUGCCAUCACUCAGUGCUGUGGGGGAAUUUAAUUCGACACAAAAAUGGCUGCUACGGAGACUUGGAAGAGAUUACUACAAAUUCUUCUCAGAGUCAUUGGGCUGAUGAGUUGCAGAUAUGAAUAAAAUUGAUGGUGACAUCAACUUUUAUUAUCGAUGGACAAAACAAACGUUUUGACGUCAGAUCUGCCUGAAAUGAAAGGACAUUUGAUCAUGACUUUACCAGAAUUUGUGUGUUUGUCAAUGCUAAAUGUAGCUAUUAUUAAGUGUGUAUAUAUUCCUUUUUAAUGAAUAUGAAGACAUGGAUUUUAUCUCUAGUGUUUUUAGCACAAAAUAAUGACCCCGAUGUGAACAAAUUUCUUUGUAUUGUUUUCAGGUGUACAUAUGCUUUUUGUACUAUUAAAAUGAUUUAUUAAGUAAUAAAACAACGUAUUUAUAUUCA
This is a messenger RNA of Silurus meridionalis, 1497 nucleotides long. It is a transcript of the gene slx1b, whose product is annotated as SLX1 homolog B, structure-specific endonuclease subunit. Gene Ontology annotation, cellular component: Slx1-Slx4 complex. Gene Ontology annotation, molecular function: 5'-flap endonuclease activity; crossover junction DNA endonuclease activity. The coding region runs from base 386 to 1177 and encodes 263 amino acids. The transcript is spliced from 5 exons. The record is from RefSeq and is a predicted model, not a curated record. Gene Ontology annotation, biological process: double-strand break repair via homologous recombination. NCBI's taxonomy places the organism in Eukaryota, Metazoa, Chordata, Actinopteri, Siluriformes, Siluridae.